Molecule: messenger RNA, 1819 nt
Organism: Nomia melanderi (Alkali bee)
Lineage: Eukaryota; Metazoa; Arthropoda; Insecta; Hymenoptera; Halictidae
Source: RefSeq, a predicted model, not a curated record
AACCCCUUCGCCAUAGGACAAAAAUUUACGUUGCAUGUCCCAUCUAUCCUACAUCUCGUUGGUGAUAUUAAUGUAAUGUGAAUUUAAUUUGGAAACGUUUAAGUUUUCAGACUUCAUUAAUUUUAAUUCUCGGGUCAAAUGUAAUUCUUAAAUUGGCCACUCCAAACCGUAGACAGUAUAUCAAAACAUGUUCAUUUUACAAAGAAUCCAGAUACUGAAAAACUGGGUUCUUAUUAUGCACUAUUGGUUGCAUUAAAAACUAUGAAUGAACGUUGUCGACAAUUAGAAACAAGAUUAGCCACUGUUGAAGAAGAAAACAUGUGUUUAAGGCUUGAAUGUGGGAAAGAUGAGUCUGCAGCAAUUAUGAAAAUAAAAGAUGAUAAUGAAGAAACUAUUGUACAAACCUUGAAGGUAAAAGUAGAAGAGCUUACCAAACAAAAAUCUCAACUAACUCAUCAGAUUUUUAUGGUAGCGGAAGAAAACCGUAAAUUAUGGAAUCGAUUAACAAAAUUAACAAGGACUAAUAAAUCGUUAGGUAGUCAAUUGACAAAAAUUUCUGAUACACUCAAACAACAUUCCCCGGCUCAACCAACAGACAUUGUGUCUUAUAACUUUUGUGAUAUUUCUCAAUCCACUAAAUCAAAAGAUGGUAGUCAACAAUUAAUUGCAGAUAAUGAGGAAAAAGAACAGACUUUGGAAGAAAUAUCAUUAAGACUUAUCAAUAGUAUUAUGUUAGAAAAAUCAGAUCUUGAACAGCAAUAUGCAGAGAUGGUCGAACUACAAAAUAGUACUGAAGUGAAUUUACAAAAUAUUGGAUUUACUUAUCCAGAAGAUUCUGAUACAGACUUAGAGUUAUUAAAACAGCAUGAUAUUAGAUUAAGUCAAAUAAAAAAUACUUUAUUAGCACAACAAACCAAGCUAAAAAGAGCCCUACUGCAUUUUAGAAAAAUGAAAGAAGGAGCAAUGUGUAAUAACUGUCGCAUGAAUGCAAGCAAGAAAAUGUGUCAAGCUGGGACACAAUUCGAUUCGGAUGAAAGUUUUAAAGAACAUGGUGCAACUCAAACCAGUCUUCAAACUUCGAGUCUACCUUUAGAAAAAUGUUCUAAUUCAACAGAUAAUGCUGAAGAAGAUGAUAAAAUUUGUCCAUUGUGUGGAUCUUUUUUUGAAAAACAUACUUCAUUUACAGAAUUCCAUGAACAUGUUUUAAGCCAUUUUACUAAAGAAGUAUCUAUCGAUGGUUUUGAAAUUGUUCAUUAACAACUAUUUAAACCACAAGUAAUGGUAAUAACCCGGCAUCAUUCGUUUCUAAAGAAAUUCCAUAAAUUAUUACAUUAUUUUAAAAAUAAAAGAUAAUUGUAAAUACUAUAUAUACAUUCAUUGUAAGUGUGUUAACUUUAUCAGCAUUAGACAUGUUUUUGAUUACUGAAUUUUAUGAACUGUUGAUCCAGAUAAGAUUUAAUAGAAGAAAAUAACCAUCAUGGAUAGAAAUGCAAUACAAAAAAAUUAAUUUAUUAUAAAAGAUAGUCAAUAUGAUUGUUAGUAAUAUGACAUGUAUUUUUUUGUUUUUAAGCUGUGAUGAUAACGGAGAAUUAAGAUAAUAAAGUUAUUGUAAUAAUCCUACACUUUAAAAAUAAAAUAAGGAUGGUGAAUAUUUUACUUUUAAUAUAGGUGUAAUGUUUUUCAAAUUUAUUUGUUUCCUAUAACUAAAUUGGAUAUAAACAGAAGUACCUUGCUGAUGCUACUUAUUCUUUAUCUACAAUUAUAGGUGUAUUUACAAGUUUUACAUCUUUUUCCUCAGAUGGUUCUUGCAUAGUUGGCU